Penicillium alfredii is the source of this 1863-nucleotide messenger RNA. Its product is annotated as molybdopterin cofactor biosynthetic protein. Bases 1 to 1863 code for a protein of 620 amino acids. Gene Ontology annotation, biological process: Mo-molybdopterin cofactor biosynthetic process. Gene Ontology annotation, molecular function: 4 iron, 4 sulfur cluster binding; cyclic pyranopterin monophosphate synthase activity; GTP 3',8'-cyclase activity. NCBI's taxonomy places the organism in Eukaryota, Fungi, Ascomycota, Eurotiomycetes, Eurotiales, Aspergillaceae. The transcript has 2 exons. The record is from RefSeq and is a predicted model, not a curated record.
AUGCUGUGCAAGCGGGUUUGGUCGUGUCCUCGGAUCCCCCGAUCCUGGGGAACCGCGUCUCUAUCGACUCGACUGCAGAGCACCCAGGCAGACGCCAGACUCAACCCCCAAGCCGUCGCAUCGCCGACCGAGCUCCCACCUGCACAGCGCCCAACCGCAUCCCGGCUUUCCGCGCUGCAGUCCGCGAAGCCGUUCUCCGCAUUCCUGACCGACACCUUCAACCGGCAACAUGAUUACCUCCGGAUUAGCGUGACGGAGCGGUGCAACCUCCGCUGCCUCUACUGCAUGCCGGAGGAAGGGAUCGAGCUGUCACCGUCGGCGCGGCUCCUUACAUCCCCGGAGAUUGUGUAUCUCUCGUCUCUGUUCGUGUCACAAGGCGUGACCAAGAUCCGGUUGACGGGCGGCGAGCCGACAGUGCGCAAGGACAUUGUGCCGCUGAUGCAGCAGAUCGGCGAUUUGCGACGGCACGGGCUGCGUGAGCUCUGUCUGACCACCAACGGCAUCUCAUUGCACCGCAAACUCGACUCGAUGGUCGAGGCCGGGUUGACAGGGGUCAACCUCAGUCUCGACACGCUGGAUCCGUUCCAGUUCCAGAUCAUGACGAGGCGCAAGGGAUUCGAGGCCGUUAUGAAGAGUAUCGAUCGGAUACUCGAGAUGAACAAAGCCGGGGCCGGGAUCAAGCUGAAGGUCAACUGCGUGAUGAUGCGCGGUGUGAAUGAUCGCGAGAUCCUGCCUUUCGUGGAACUGGGCCGUGAGAAGCCCAUCGAGGUGCGGUUCAUCGAGUACAUGCCCUUUGACGGGAACAAGUGGAACCGCGGCAAGAUGUUCCCGUACCAGGAGAUGCUGGCUGUGAUCCGGGAGAAGUACCCCACGCUCGAGAAAGUCACCGAUCACAAGAAUGACACCAGCAAGACUUACCGGGUCCCGGGGUUCCAAGGCCGUGUGGGAUUCAUUACUAGCAUGACACACAACUUUUGUGGCACUUGCAACCGACUGCGGAUCACCAGCGACGGGAACCUCAAAGUGUGUCUUUUUGGAAAUUCCGAGGUGUCGCUUCGGGACAUUGUUCGCAAGGAGAAUGACGGGCAGCCUAUUGACGCGAGUGCGAUGGAACACCUGCAGCUGAUGGAGACGGUGCAUACUGCGGCCCGCAUCCAUGACGAGGGUGGAUUGGUGAACGAGCGGGAACAGGAGAUUCUCGACCUCAUUGGCAUGGCCGUGAAGCGCAAGAAGGCCAAACAUGCCGGCAUGGGGCAGUUGGAGAACAUGAAGAACAGGCCCAUGAUUCUGAUCGACUCUGAACCCGCACCCGAGACCCGUCCCCAGCAACCCACCUCUCUCCCUACAAAUUCAGACCCAGACCUGCCACAUCUAACCCCAUCCAAAACCGUACACAUGACUCAAAUCACCUCGAAGCCAGAAACACAACGACAAGCCACAGCAGCAUGCCACGUCUCUUUCUCCAACCCCCGGCCCUGGGGGCUUCUCCGACACGGGCAGCACACACACAAAGGGGACGUAUUCAGCGUCGCGCGCAUUGCCGGCAUCAUGGCGGCCAAGCGAACCCCGGACCUUAUCCCGCUCUGCCAUCCGGGGAUUGGCAUCACGGGCGUCGAGAUCAGUGUGGAGCUCGCUAGUCCGGACGAGCAGCGGUCUUCAAAACACGGUGCUAUGCAGAUUGUGGCGACUGUCAGCUGUUCUGGGCGCACUGGGGUCGAGAUGGAGGCUAUGACGGCGGUGACGGGGGCCGCAUUGACGGUGUAUGAUAUGCUCAAGGCUGUGGAUAAGGGGAUGGAGAUUGGGGGAGUGCGGUUGUUGGAGAAGAAGGGGGGGAAGAGUGGGCACUGGGUGCGAGGGUCAUAA